AUGGCAAGUCAAGAUGGGAUUUCGCGCGGACUCAUGACUAUGAUGAGGUAUUUGGAUAGUUUCGGAAAGAGGAAGGCCGAGUGGACUCCAGAAGAGAUCCGCAAGGAUCAGAAGGCUCUUGCCCUAAUUCAGUUGCAUCUUCAUAAUUAUAUUUUGCAAGAGUGUCUGAAAGAGAAAACUGCUGCAGAACUAUGGCUGAAACUGGAAUCGAUCUGUAUGUCCAAGGAUCUAACCAGUAAGAUGCAGAUGACGAUGAAGCUGUUCACCCUGAAGAUGAAGGAGGAGGAUUCAGUGAUGAGCCACAUCGCUGAAUUCAAGAAGAUCGUCGCCGACCUAGUGUCGAUGGAGGUGAAGUAUGAUGAUGAGGACUUAGGUCUUUUACUGCUAUGUUCUUUGCCAAAUUCAGGAGAAGAUGAGAGGCAUGGUGAGAAUGACGGGACGUCGUCCUCCAAGGGCGAUGCUUUGCAUGUGAGAGGCGAAUCGAAAAGCAGAUCCUCCAAUGAUGGCAAUGAUGGAAGAAAGAAGAACUACGAAAGGAGAGGCCGUUCAAAGUCCAAGCCGCAUGGUAAUAAAAAGUUCUAUGUUUAUUGCAAGUGA
Messenger RNA from Miscanthus lutarioriparius, 597 nucleotides. Lineage: Eukaryota; Viridiplantae; Streptophyta; Magnoliopsida; Poales; Poaceae. The record is from the annotation of a GenBank genome assembly.